Molecule: messenger RNA, 837 nt
Organism: Fulvia fulva
Lineage: Eukaryota; Fungi; Ascomycota; Dothideomycetes; Mycosphaerellales; Mycosphaerellaceae
Product: Acetate transporter protein patA
Exons: 4
Coding region: 1-837 (278 amino acids)
Cellular component (GO): plasma membrane
Molecular function (GO): acetate transmembrane transporter activity
Source: RefSeq, a predicted model, not a curated record
AUGCCUCACGAUAAUCGUGUCGAGCAGCUGGAAGAUCUGAAGAACAUCGAGACGAAUGCCGACUUCUAUGAGAAGCUUGCAUCGGGCAAGAUUGCCACGACACAGUCUGAUGCGUCCUCUCUGAGCAAGAUCGGAGGAUAUGCGCAGCCGUACUACAUCCCAGUGCCGAUAACGAUCAAGUCGCAGCUUGGAAGUCCAACCGCUCUUGCCAUCGGCGCUUUCGCGACCACAUUGACGACUUUGUCGCUUGCAUUGAUGGGCUUCCGCGGCGUAGGUGUUACCAAUGCAUUCGUCGGCAACUUCUUCGGUGUGGCAGGAAUCGGCAUGUUUGUUUCUGCCAACUGGGAGCUGGUCCUCGGCAACACAUAUGCCUACACCGUGCUAGCAGCUUUCGCUCUCUUCUAUGCUGGUUUCGGCAUCAUUUUGACACCAUUCUUUGGCGUUGCUGAAUCGUAUGGUGGCGCCGAUACUCCCGAGUAUUACAAUGCCGUCGGCUUCUUUGUUCUGAUGUGGGCAGUAUGGAACCUAUUCUUCCUGCUCGGAUCGCUCCCUUUGAAUCUGGUCUACAUCGGCAUCUUCUUCACCGUGCAGAUGGCGUUCACGCUGGUCGCUGCGGCGUACUUUUGCUUCGCGGACGGUAAGAUGGAGACUGGUAAGGCUGUUCAGACGGCUGGAGGUGCCUUCGCGUUCGCUUCUGGAAUGUUGGGAUACUAUACUGUCGCGAACCUAAUGUGCCAGACGGCGAUGCGAUUCAGCUUCCCGAUGGGCGACACAAGCCGGUUCUUCAAGCAUAAGAGCAAGCAACUGUGCAGUGAGGUCAGAUUAGAGACGGAGUGA